This is a messenger RNA of Bactrocera latifrons, 3671 nucleotides long. It is a transcript of the gene Bsg25D, whose product is annotated as blastoderm-specific protein 25D. The record is from RefSeq and is a predicted model, not a curated record. Gene Ontology annotation, biological process: microtubule anchoring at centrosome. Gene Ontology annotation, cellular component: centrosome. The coding region runs from base 146 to 3505 and encodes 1119 amino acids. Lineage: Eukaryota; Metazoa; Arthropoda; Insecta; Diptera; Tephritidae. The transcript has 8 exons.
AAUGUACAUAUGUUGUAAAUGGCAAUACUAUUCAUUCACUACUGCAAAAUAUAAGUGAAAAGAUUUUUUUAUUAAUUUUCUGUUUUAGUUUUAACGUAAAAGAUAUUUUGCACUUUUAUAAAAUUUAUUUUAAAUAAGUGAUGCAAUGGAGCUUUCUUCUGACCCAUAUGAAUUAAAAUUAUAUCAAAUGUUUCAAAGUUGUGACAAAGAGCAAUGUGGUUUACUAGAUGAAGAAUCAUUGCGUCGUUUGUGUGGCCUCCUGGAGCUUCAGGACAAAGGAGCAGUGCUUAUUGCUGAUUUAUCUGGCAAUGGUCGUGUGUCUUUUGAUUGUUUCAAAGAAGCACUAUUAAACUUUCUCGGUGCAGAACUCGAGUUGGAUACAAAAGAACAAUACAAGAAAGGUGACACAUACAAGCGCAGUAGCGAUGUGAUCUCAGCGGCGACGAUCAUCAAUAGUAGUAAUAGUAACAGUAACUGUUUGGCAGAUACUAAAGAGCGAACUCUAGUCAUAUGUGACACGAAUGAAGGAACUAAACCUGUGGAAAGCGACCAUGCGGUAUCCGAUCGAGAAGUUUCACCGAAACUUGUGAUGGGCUCAAAAAAGUAUGGUCGACGCUCGCGACCUACAGGGCAUAAAACAAAGAAUAUAUCGCUGACAGAUUCUGACGAUGAUAUUGAGAGUAACGAUCACAGAUCAUGCGAAAUAAAUGUACACAAUUGUCUAUCAUCGGUGCAACGUUCAUCUUCACAAACUGACAUUCCUAAUAAAGGGAGACGCCGCCCGCCCACAACAAAUGGUGGUGGCAAACUAAAGCGCUGCUCCUCUUUGCCCACGCAACGAAGCAUGCAGCAUAAGAUCAAUUCUAAAUCCUUAAGCUCGAGUAUUCAAAAAGCAGAUCUUUGGGACAAGCGUCAACCGAGACAAGUGCUAUCGAGCAGCAUGGAAUCGUUGGAAUCGCCACCAUUGACGGAACCUGAAACAUUGCCUGUGCACAGAAUACUAGAUAUAUUCGAGGGGGCGGAAAUUGCGAAUGGCAGGGGUAUACUACUAGCUCUCGGCUUCGAUGACGACGAGGUUAAUGUGGCGCAAUUGAACAAGGUCUUGGAAGAGGAGUUACGUGGUUUAGAUGAUGACACACAGCUGGCGCUAGUACGUGCCUACAUGGCUUUGCAGGCGUCGGAAAUGACAGCGCUACGUCAGAACGUACGCCAGUUGCAUGACGAGAACAAAAAGCUACAUUCUAGUAAUAAGGACGCAAAUCAACGAUUGGCGCUAUUGGCAGCUGAAAUUGACGAGCGACAUGCAUCCUUGGAGGAUACCUCAAAAAAAGAGCAGGUACGAUUGCUUGAACAACGGCAUGCUACACUGGUGCGAGAAUUGUCGACGCGCAUGGCAAAUGAUCGUGAAAAUUGGAGCAGUUUCACGACGCGUCUAGAAGCGCGCAUCAAACAGCUGGAGCAAGAGGAAAUCAGAAACAAAACCGAAUUGGAGUUGGUACGAAAGGAAAAUUGUGAAUUAGAAAGUGAGCACCAGAAGAUGCAAAAGCAAAUUACAGAGUUACUUGAGAAGAAUGUGCAACUAAAUCUACAAUUGGCAGAUUUAGAUAGGGACACUAGUACGGAUGUUCGAGAGAACCGCAAUGACAAGCGUGUGGAUGAAGAUGAAGAAGUCGCACGGCUAGUAGAAAAGGUAUCCGAAUUGCAAGUAGAUAAUAAAAACUUAAGAGAUAAGACUGAUGAAUUAGUAGCCGAAAUAGAAAGCUUGAAUUUGGAACUAUUGCGAACAAAAUCGAAGAACAAAAAAUCUAUAAGCAACACAAAUUCAUCUACAACGUUAGAUGUUGGCAGUGUGGCUUUGGAUGAUGCAGAACAAGCAGCCAAUCUAACUGCUACGAAGCGACGCGGUGACUCACCAAGUAAAACACAUAUCACAGAAGAAAGUCCACGUUUGGGUAAAUUACGGAAAUGCACCGAUACGGCCGGCAGUGAGGCAAGUGACACCAGCGGCGAGUGGAUGGCACUCAACUCAGAGUUGCGCGAAUCGGAAACACACGCAAAUAGUGCGACAGAUAAUGUGAAAGAUUACCUGGAGCAGAUUUCCACACUCAAGCAGAAAAUAGCGGAGCUUGAGGCACAGCAGAAAACACCGGCUCCAUCCAGUGAGGGUAUAUCAACCGAUGAGCGCUGUAAAGAGUUAGAAGCCAGUUUAGAACAAAUGCAACGUGCUUAUGAAGACUGCGAAGAUUAUUGGCAAUCGAAAUUGGCCGAAGAACGGCAAUUAUUCGAGAAGGAACGUCAAAUCUAUGAAGAAGAGCAACAGGAGAGUGAUAAAAAAUUCACCGAAUUAAUGGAAAAGGUGCGUGAAUAUGAGGAACAAUUCAGUCGCGACGGUAGACUAUCACCCAUUGAAGAAAAGGAUGCGCUGGAGCAGCAAUAUGCCGAUUUGGAGGCCGAAGCGAAUGAUUUACGCGAAACGGCAAGAAAAAUGUUCGACGAAAAAUGCAACGAAAUCGAGAACUUACAACGAGAAAUCGAAGAUUUGCGCACUAGACUGGGCGAGAGUGUCGAAAUCCUAACCGGCGCUUGCGAAUUAAACAACGAAGCUAUGGCAGUGAGUGCUUUACAUAUUAAUCCCGAUAAACAGAGUCCGGCCAGUUCGCCGAUUAGUUAUUUGUGGCAUCAGAGUACCAUACAAGAGCCAGCUAAAAGUUAUAAUACCGUUUUUCCACCAUCACCCGAGUCGCCAACGCGUCAAGCAAAUCGCAACAAUCUAACCACAUCGGAGACCACCAUAUUYAGCACCACACCCGUUGACACUAUUGCACCCAUACAAAAGCCCCCCGGAUCCAAUUCCAAGCAGUCUGAGUCGGAAACGGAUGAGGUCUCYUCGACAGCCUCGGGCAAAAGCUCGGAAAGUCACAGUCCGGCAUCCACGCAUAGCGCACGUCAGUCACAGCAACAACAAUUGAAGAAAUCACCUAGCACGGAGAAUAGCAUAUCUAGUCUCGGCAUGAAGGAGGAGCUAAAGCGUUUGAAGUUCUUUGAGAUAUCGUUACGCGAGCAAGUCAAGAAUUUGUCGCUACAAAGGGAUGGCUUGGUUAUGGAACUGCAGCAGCUGCAAGAAGCGCGCCCAGUGCUAGAGAAGGCAUAUGCUCGCACACCACAUCCGAGCGUUAUACAGCGUGUAAACCAGUUGGAGCUGCGUAAUCGUCACUUGCAAAACGCUAUCAAGCAGCAACAGCAACAAACAGAAUCCUUGAUGCAACGCUCGUGGCAGCAGCACCAAAUGGAGCUGGCCGAUCUGCACAACCGCAUCGAGACACAAGGCUCCAUGCUGGCCGAACAGGUGCAGCGCUUGCAGAACGCCGAUAUGCUUGUUAAAGAUUUGUACGUGGAGAAUGCACAUUUGGCCGCGACCGUGCAACGGUUGGAGCAGCAUCGUGCGCGCAUGAACAUGAUGCAUCAACAGCGUCAGGGUCUAAAUGGUUUGCCGGGAAUGCCUUAAAUAUAUUACAUUAACAUAUUACCCAAAGAAGUGGAUAUAUUGCGUUAAAGAAAGUGUUUAUUUUUUUUUGUUGUUUUACGACUAGUUAAUAUUAAAUGUAAAUGUAAGCAAGCCUUAAAUGUCCACGUUUCAAUGAUGUUAUAACACAAACGGAUCCAAUGUCGCA